Quercus lobata is the source of this 1721-nucleotide messenger RNA. RefSeq names its product tRNA threonylcarbamoyladenosine dehydratase-like. Lineage: Eukaryota; Viridiplantae; Streptophyta; Magnoliopsida; Fagales; Fagaceae. The transcript has 11 exons. The record is from RefSeq and is a predicted model, not a curated record. Bases 89 to 1480 code for a protein of 463 amino acids. Gene Ontology annotation, biological process: cyclic threonylcarbamoyladenosine biosynthetic process. Gene Ontology annotation, cellular component: plastid. Gene Ontology annotation, molecular function: ubiquitin-like modifier activating enzyme activity; tRNA threonylcarbamoyladenosine dehydratase activity.
CAAAACCCUACUAAUUUCUCAGAGUGCCCCAAUUGCAGUAACCCCUGCUUUUCAGCUUUGUUUGGGAUCGUAGAAAAGGAGAAGGAAAAUGGAGGAGAGAGUAAAAUGGUUAGGUUUGGUGGGAGCUGGAGUUGUUUUGGGCUCUGUUUCCACAGUCUUUCUUCUCAAGCUUCUUCCAAGAAGUGUUGCAAAGCAAUGGGAGGAAAAGGCUAUUGAAAUUAAUAGGAAUGGACUUGUAUCUGAGAAUGCUAAAGGCGGCACAGUUUCUGGGAAUCAGAACCAUGGGAUGGCUGGUUUAAACCUUCUAAAAGAUGAGAUAGUUUCUGAACAAUUGACCAGGAACAUUCAAUUCUUCGGCCUUGAGUCUCAACAGAAAGUGACUGCAUCCUAUGUUGUGGUCAUUGGUCUUGGGGGGGUGGGUAGUCAUGCAGCAUCUAUGCUUCUGAGAUCGGGGGUUGGCAGGCUUCUCCUUGUGGACUUUGACCAGGUAUCACUUUCAUCACUUAACCGACACGCUGUUGCAACAAGAGCAGAUGUUGGCAUUCCAAAAGCCCAGUGCCUCAAAGAGCAUUUCCUAUCAAUCUUCCCAGAGUGCCAUAUAGAUGCAAAAGUGCUAUUAUAUGAUGCAUCAUCUGAAGAAGAAAUUCUUUCGGGAAACCCUGAUUUUGUUUUGGACUGCAUCGAUAACAUUGAUACAAAGGUGGCACUUCUUGCUGCAUGUGUACGUAGGGGUCUGAAAGUUCUAUCUGCAACAGGAGCUGGUGCAAGAGCUGAUCCAACAAGAAUACGUGUUGCUGAUUUGAAAGAGUCAACAAAUGACCCGCUAUCUCGUGCGGUAAGACACCGACUAAGGAGAGAUCAUGGCAUUGACGGUGGCAUUCCUGUUGUGUUUUCGCUCGAGAAACCUAAAGCAAAACUGCUUCCAUUUAAGGGAGCAAGUGGAGAAGAAGAAAAUCCCUCAGACUAUCAGAUAGUACCAGGGUUUAGGGUUCGCAUAAUACCUGUUCUAGGAACCGUCCCUGCAAUUUUUGGACAAGUAAUGGCCUCCUAUGUUGUGACGCAACUAGCAGGGGUGCAAGUCCAAACAGAGCCUGUGGUAAAUUUGGACAUGGAUCAUUACCGGAUGCUUCAUCAACGCCUUAUUGAGCAUGAGGAAUCAUUGUAUGGCACAGCCAUGGAAGUCCAGGUAGAUAUUGAAGAAGUGAUGUACGUUGCAAAAGAGUUGUGGCAUGGACGAAGUGCAAGAGAGCAGUCUCCAAAAGAUGUCGGACGUGGAAUGUGGCGAUCUGUUAAUGAAUUAAUGCUUGUGAGGUGGGAUCAGGAAAAGCCCGCGACAGUGUCAAACUUAAUUCUAUUAAAGUUUAGCGAGGCAGAUGAGCAUGAAUCAAGCACACUUGAUGAUAUCAAAGAAAAGGAACCUGAAUUUUUUAGGAGAGUGACAUCUGUGCUGAAGCGAGCUGAACUGGACUUUGGUUUGUAGCCAUUGGUUUUUUUUGUUUUUUUUUCCUUACUAGGGUUUUUGUUACCAAUGAGUCUGCGAUAUGUUAUAGCUUUAGGAACAUUUUGAGUAUGGGUUUUUGCGAUAUGUUAUACCAAUGGUUAGUGUCAUUUUUGCAGGCAAUAUAAAUUCAAAAUUUAGGGCGUCAAAUUAGAAACUUCUUUUCACUUAUGUAAGUGUGUAAAGUUAUCUUCAUUAAGAUUAUCCGAUGCUGUUUUUUUGA